Messenger RNA from Melozone crissalis (California towhee), 2894 nucleotides. RefSeq names its product Bardet-Biedl syndrome 12 (gene BBS12). The record is from RefSeq and is a predicted model, not a curated record. Lineage: Eukaryota; Metazoa; Chordata; Aves; Passeriformes; Passerellidae. Gene Ontology annotation, biological process: chaperone-mediated protein complex assembly; photoreceptor cell maintenance. The transcript has 2 exons. The coding region runs from base 71 to 2197 and encodes 708 amino acids.
GCCGUGUCCAGGCAACUCCGUGUCCAGGGAAGCGGCGGGAGCGCGGCCCCUCCGAUGCUGCCCACUGCCCAUGGCUUUCAGGGAUGUGAAUGCCAGGAGACACAUUGGACUCCAGCAGCUCUCAGCCUUAGCAUCCACUGGGAGAACAUUCCUGGGGCCAGUGAAAUCACAUAAAUUCAUUGUGGAUGAAAUCACCAAGCAGAGCACAUUGAUUUGUUCUGCUGUUAGGCUGCUGGAAAGUUUGGAUUUGACAAGUGCUGUUGGGCAGCUUCUCAACGAGAGCAUUCAGGCCCAGAAGGAGGAGUUUAGGACGGGGAUGAGCACCCUGUUGUUCCUGGUUGGAGCGUGGAGCAGUGCUGUGGUGGAGUGCCUCCAGCAGAACGUUCCUGUUCCAGCUAUAGUGUCUGUGAUGUCUGAGGGCUUGAACUCCUGCUGUGAGAGAGUCCAGUGUCUUCAGAUACCAACACACAAUGUAAAGAAAGAGCUGUGUUCUAGCAGAGUUAGGCCAAAGGCUUCUGAAAGCAAAACUGGCCAAGCUGGACGUGAUGCUCUUACAAAUCCUUGGGAUUUGCUGUGUUUUCAGAGAGAUAUUUCUGCAACAGAAGAAGUAAUCCAAAUAAAUUCUUGUUCCCAUCAAGGAGACGAUUGUAAUUUUAACAAGCUCCUGGUUUCACCCUUGGCUGGCUUCGGUUCAGUGGCUUCAUUUGUCAAGGCAGCGGGUGACAAAAGUUCACCCGCGCUGUCUGGAAGUGCUGUUACUGCUUCCAGCUGUAUCACACGGAAGUUAACCCACAGCAGACACUUCAGCACUCUAGGGAAAGGCCCUUCUGCAAGUCAGCAGGGACAUUUUCAAGGACACCUUUCAGGACCACUGGCAGAUGUGUGUGGGUGUUGUGGUUUAGGACACCUGGCAGUGGCUCUGAGCCACGGAAACCAGAGCAGCGUGAAGCUGCUACAAAGCAUUGCUGCCUAUCAGCGAGAGAGAGCAGAGGGCAGCGGCAAUUCCCAGAUUAACAUAGCAGAGAUUGUGACGUGCUGUGUGCUGGGCCUGCCCGAGAGCUAUUCCUGUGUCUCCCCAGGCUUUGUCACCUUGGUGUCACCAGAGCAAGCCUCGGUCAUCAAACACUUUGCAGACAAGCCCCUCCGCGUUCUGCUGAUGGACGGUGACCUCACGGAGGGGUACCGACACUUAGGGUUUAACAGACCACCUAAUGUAAGCACCAUCUUGGAGCAUCCCAAUCCACAGGGACGGGCAGGAGAUGCGUGGCUGAGCAGAACGUUGGAUAUUCUGAUGAGCUUUGAAGUAAACCUGGUUUUGGUCAAAGGAAACGUGUGCAAGAACCUCAUGGAGAGGUGCACGGCCAGCAGGAUACUGGUAGUUGGCUGCGUGGCCCGGCAUGUGCUGCGUGCCUUCGGGGCGGCCACCGGUGCCCGGGCAGUGACGUACCCGAGCCAGCUGAACGCUGCCUCCGUCGGGAGCGGGGCCUGGGCGGAGCUGUGGAAGAGCAGCGAUGGGCGUGCGGUGGAUCUGGGCGAGCUGCUGCCGGCGCGGAUCGGCGCGGGAGGCAUCGCGCUGCUCACGGCCGUGCUCACCACUGCCCUGCCCUGCAAGGCGCAGCUCCUCGAGGACCAGUUCUGGACUUCGCUGUAUCGGCUCCAUCACGCUCUGAAGGACGGCACGGUUUUCCCUGGGGGCGGUGCGGUGGAGCUCUUGUGCCUCAGUCACAUCCAGGCGCUGGCAGAGCGGCCCGGGCGGCCGGGAGGCGACGGAGCUGUGAGAGAGCUCCGCAGGCCCUGGCUGGCAGAGUAUAAACCCAUCGUGCUCCAGGCACUGGCGAGCGGCUGGAGGCGGUACCUGGCCGUGCUCCUGCGGAACACCGCGAGGGCCGGCUCGGAGCUGGAAGCAGGUGCCGCCGUGGAUCAUCACCUCCAGAAAGCAGCGGCCUGUGGCUCUCCCUCGGCUUACAUUUUGGAAGAGUUUAGGAGAGGGGGAGUGCUCGGGAGUGGCUCUGAACCCUUCCCUGAGCAGGUCACAGGUUUAGGGGUUUGUGAUAACGUUGCGGCCAAGACGGAGGCGUGGAGGAGAGCUCUGGACCUGGUGCUGCUGGUGCUUCAGACCGAUGCCGAAAUUAUCACAGGCCCCAGAGGGCAUCAGAUCCUGAACUCGCCUGUGUCAAGCGAAUUUAUGUUUUUAUAGGAUUUUGAGGAUUUAUAAGUCCGUGGGAGAAGGCUGGGUGCAACCUGCUUGUCUUUAUAAAGCAAACAGUGAGAUGUGAUUGUGACUUUAGAAUGUAACAGCACAAGUCAGAAUGAGAGACAGUCACAAAGUGAUUUCUUAUUUCUAGAAAUGAGAAUUAAAUAACAAACAAAAAACCACUUGUGGGUUUAUCUCUAACCCAGGCCAUGCAUUUCUAGCUAAUGGUGUUGCCUGUAUUGAUGUCCCCUAAUGUCUUCUGAAGAAAGGUGGAGAUCUCUUACAUUAUAUUGCUGUACUUGUGUUAAAUGAAAGAAUAUUUGUAAUUACUUCUUAAUUAAUACCUUUUUCUUAAUUUCUGUACAUUGCAAACAUAAGAGUUAAACUUGAAAUAAUGUGAGUGUUACAUUUUAUACUGAGAGUUUGUAUUUAUAGAUUCUAUUUUUGCAUAUUUAUAUGGUCCAUACAUCUCUGAUUUCCUAAUGUAGACCCUCUGGAAUUUCCCUGGUUUUGACCAAUUCAGGCUGAAUCCUUCCUUUUGGUAUUACAGACUGGAUGCAUCUCUACACAAAAUUUUCCUUUACCUUCCCAACUGGGUUUUUAGAUCAUUUCCAUGGGGUCUUUCAGCUGUCCUUGCAGAGAGGAAAAUGUUGCUGUUAGUUUUCAGUGCUGGCUAACAACUAAAUCUCUCCUGGUGACU